CCGAUUUCGACGCCCGCGCAGGUGUUGCUUUCCCGCACUGUUUCUCGCAUACCACCGCCGUGCACGGAUUGCCGGACCGAGCGAUAACGGCGGAGAAGAUCGCGAGCACGACUGGGCCGCUUUGUAUAUAAAUCCGUGCCGCUCCGCGUCUGACAGGUGUCGCCGUUCACGAAGAUUUCUCGCAUCUGACCGCCAGCCAUGUCGUUCAAGUCCAAGGCGGCCUCUCUCUGCCAGCGGUUCGUCCGUCCGGGCCUGAAGAACGCUCACCGGAGAGGCUUCUACUCGUACUGCAAUGAACCUUUCCAGCCGCUGAAGCGUGAUCCGAAGUGGGUGAAGGCCGAGGAAGCCGUCUCCGCGAUCAAGUCCGGCGAUACAGUGUUUAUCCAUGGAGCGGCAGCUACUCCACGAGGGCUCAUUCCUGCCAUGGUUGAGCAUGGAAAGAAGUCCGGUCUUAAGAACGUCACGGUAUGCCACAUCCACACUGAGGGUGCUGCAGAAUACAACCACCCAGACUGCCACGGCAUCUUUCGAAGCAUGUCGUUCUUCGUCGGGGCCAACUGCCGGGAGGCCAUUAAUGCUGGCCGGGCUGACUUCGUGCCCAUCUUUCUUAGCGAAAUCCCCCAAGUGUUCCACCGUGGCGUGCUUCCCGUUGAUGUUGCCAUGGUGCAAGUGACGCCACCGGACAUCCACGGCUACUGCAGCUUGGGCACUAGUGUCGACUGUGCGCGGGCAGCUCUCACCCAUGCCAAGUACAUAAUUGGGCAGGUGAACGAACACAUGCCGCGCACGUGGGGCGACGGAAACAUCCACAUCUCGCAUUUCGAUGCCCUCGUGAAGCACAAUGCCAAACUGCCCGAACAUAAGCCGGCCAAUCUGACCGACGUGGAGAAGCAGAUUGGCAAGAACAUUGCCGACAACCUGGUCGAAAAUGGCGCUACGCUGCAGCUCGGUAUCGGGUCAAUUCCGGAUGCUGUGUUGAGCUGCCUCAAGGGCCACAAGGACUUGGGAAUCCACUCGGAGAUGUUCAGUGACGGUGUGGUCGACCUUGUUGAAGAGGGUUGCAUCACAAACAACAAGAAGGUCAUCGAGAAGGGCAAGAUUGUGGGCAGCUUCUGCAUUGGCACCCAGAAGCUGUUCGAUUUCAUGAACUGCAACGCUGGGCUCGUGAUGCUGGACGUUUCCUACGUCAACAACCCCCAAAUCAUCUGCCAGAACCCGAAGGUCACUGCCAUCAACUCCUGCAUAGAAGUUGACAUCACUGGCCAGGUCGUGUCGGAUUCUAUUGGCACAAGGAUUUACUCAGGUUUCGGUGGGCAACUGGACUUCCUACGAGGAGCGGCCAUCUGCCAAGAUGGAAUGGGCAAGCCCAUUCUGGCCAUGCCUUCAGUGUCCGCCAAGGGGGUCAGCAAGAUCUGCACCUACAUCAAGCAGGGCGCGGGUGUCGUCACGACUCGCGGCCAUGUCCACUAUGUUGUCACUGAGCAAGGGAUCGCCUCACUCUUCGGCAAGAGCAUCCGCCAGCGUGCACACGCUCUCAUCAACAUAGCGCACCCUGACCACAGGGAAACACUGGAGAAGGAAGCCUUCGAAAGGCUUAAAUGCAUGCCAUCUCCGUAGAGCUCCUUGUUCACAUUUCGAUAGAGGCACCCGUACUUCCAUCAUUUUCUAAUGGCGUUAGCGUUGUUUCAAGAUUGUUCAGUUUGCAUCCAAUUUUUGCAGGCAGUGCUUGUGGGAUAUGUUUCAAAAAGGGACGUAUAUACGUUUUCUUUGGCACAUAAUGUAUUUAACUUGAUGACUCUGCAUGGUUAGAAAAAGCCCGUUAAGUGGGACUAAGAUUGACGAGUAGUUCAACAUGUCUAUCAUUGCAGGCUCUGCACCGCAUCUAAUGAGCAUUGCUAAGGGCAGUGAGCUUCGUCUAACGAUCGGGCUGCUCGAACACUGCCAUUUCCAGUUAAGAGAAGGCUAGAUGGAGCUGUUUCACAGCUUGGCUAGACAUCCAGUAGAGAUGGCCGCAAAAAUCUAUUGUUUUGCACAAUGUUGUUGCUAUCGAGUCGGCCAGAGUUUAGCGACAUUUUUAGCGACACUGCAUUUUACCAGUCUUCCAAGCCGCAAGAACUGUCUCCAUCAAGCAAGGAGGUUCGUGGUGCUUAUAAAGUUUCGAAGCACAGCAAGCCUUCUUCCCACCCUUUAUGUAUAGUUCAUGCCUCCUUUUUAAGUCCUGCAGUCAUCACAUGCCCGGUGCUGCUCUUUCUUGCAUCAAGUGUAAUGUAAACAUUGGGACGUAUUAGGAGCAAGACAGUGCCGUUCUGAACUCGGGAGAAAGCGCUUCAUACAGAACGCUUUUUUUUUAUUCGGAGAACAAGUCGUUGCUUCGUUCUUAGACCUGUGUAUAUGACGAGUCGCGGGAAAGUGAAGUAUAUUCUGUUAAUGAAUGAAAUAAAAACAGCAAUAUUUUCCAC
Molecule: messenger RNA, 2459 nt
Organism: Rhipicephalus microplus (southern cattle tick)
Lineage: Eukaryota; Metazoa; Arthropoda; Arachnida; Ixodida; Ixodidae
Product: succinyl-CoA:acetate/propanoyl-CoA:succinate CoA transferase
Biological process (GO): acetate metabolic process
Cellular component (GO): mitochondrion
Molecular function (GO): acetate CoA-transferase activity
Source: RefSeq, a predicted model, not a curated record